UCAGCUGGACAACAGCGGCUAUAAAAACAAAAAGAAUGGGUAAAUUAAAAGCUGCACUUGUAUUGUUAGCAAUUUUUAGCCACCAAGCCAACGCCGACUGCGGCUGCAACAAGUUGGAGAGAGAUGCUACUGUUGCCGAAACAGUUGUCGAAGAGCCGGCUCAACAGGUGUGCCAGCAACAGGCGCGCAAUAAAAACAAACACUAUCGAGAUUACUACCCCGAGGAAACUGAGGAGGAAAUGGAGGGAAUGUCUUUGAUACCAGGUGGAAGUCACCAUGUAGGCACAAAUGAGCCCCAUUUUAAAGCUGAUCAGGAAUCACCAGAGCGUCUGGUUAAGCUAAACGAUUUCUUUUUGGACAAAUACGAAGUGUCUAAUGCAAAUUUUGCUGAAUUCGUCGAAGCCACAAACUAUACAACCGAAGCAGAACGAUUUGGCGAUAGCUUUAUAUUCAAGACAUUGCUAAGGCCAGAGCAGCAAGCAGAGCUGGAAGAUUACCGUGUAGCCAAUGCGGUCUGGUGGUACAAGGUCAGCGGAGUUAACUGGCGUCAUCCCAAUGGCAUAGACAGCAAUUUAGAUGGUCUGGAACAACAUCCGGUUGUGCAUGUUAGCUGGCGCGAUGCAGUUGCUUAUUGCGAUUGGGCAGGCAAGCGCUUGCCCAGCGAAGCGGAGUGGGAGGUUGCCUGUCGUGGCGGCAAGCAGCGGAAGCUGUUUCCCUGGGGCAACAAACUAAUGCCCAAGGACAAGCACUGGCUGAACAUAUGGCAAGGCGAAUUUCCUGAUGGCAAUACCCAGGAGGAUGGAUAUCAAUUCACUUGUCCUGUUGAUCGAUUCCGUCAAAACAAUUACGAUCUCUAUAACAUUGUGGGCAAUGUCUGGGAAUGGACCUCGGAUUUGUGGCAGGCCGGUGACACCGGUCAAAGUCCCAAUCGGGUGAAGAAGGGCGGCUCAUACCUGUGUCAUAAGUCCUAUUGCUACCGCUACCGAUGCGCUGCACGCUCCCAAAACACCGAGGAUAGUUCGGCUGGAAAUUUGGGAUUUCGUUGCGCCAAGAACGCGUAAGGCGCGAAUCUCAAUUAUAAACACAUUCCUCAAUAACUCCUAUAAGUAACUUGACAAGU
Drosophila hydei is the source of this 1120-nucleotide messenger RNA. RefSeq names its product formylglycine-generating enzyme. Gene Ontology annotation, cellular component: endoplasmic reticulum. The record is from RefSeq and is a predicted model, not a curated record. NCBI's taxonomy places the organism in Eukaryota, Metazoa, Arthropoda, Insecta, Diptera, Drosophilidae. The transcript is spliced from 2 exons. The coding region runs from base 36 to 1061 and encodes 341 amino acids.